This is a messenger RNA of Gavialis gangeticus (Gharial), 4137 nucleotides long. It is a transcript of the gene BNC2, whose product is annotated as basonuclin 2. Gene Ontology annotation, biological process: regulation of DNA-templated transcription. The record is from RefSeq and is a predicted model, not a curated record. Bases 544 to 3750 code for a protein of 1068 amino acids. Gene Ontology annotation, cellular component: nucleus. The transcript has 6 exons. Lineage: Eukaryota; Metazoa; Chordata; Crocodylia; Gavialidae.
UAGUGGGAAGGUCAGAAGCUGAGCAGGCAGCUUGACUGAGGCACUGAGUGCCACUCCAGAAAUCAAGAGGCUAGCAAAUUUUAGAGGGAGUUUAAGUGGGUAAUAGCUAGCUGUAAAGGUACAGCCACUGUUGGCACAGUUGACUCAUAGGUUCUCCCCCCACCAAGGAGAAUAUUUUUAUUGACCACAGGUGGACUUAAUAUAUUUUAAGGCAACAGUUCUUUGGGUUCUUGUUUGUUUCUUCACAGAUAUUGAAUUUGCUGCUUUUGAGAAUUUUUUGUACUUAAUGGUGGUGAACUGGAGGAAAGUUUAACAGAAAAGCUUUCAGGAGAUGUAGGAUCUAAGGAAGAAGGCACAUUUGUGUCAACAUAGUGUACGUUUUCUCAUCUUUUCUCAUUGCACACUAAUGACACAAAGCUGCCACUGAAGCUCUCUUCAGUUUCUUUUGUUGUUUCAGAGAGUAAGGUUUAUUGUUAUUCUUGAGUUAAGAAGAACAAGAGAGUGGUACAUUUGUCCUCCUAAAUUUGUAGAUUUUAUUAGAAGAUGAAUGUUCCUUACCUUUUAAGUUUAGAAAGGAUAGCUUUUUUCCCUGGCUGCUUUUAUGAGAUGUCAGAAGAGGCAGAAGUGGAUGUGAGAGACAGAGACACACAGAGACACAGAGAGCGAAAGAGGGCAAGAGACUUGACUUUAAGAGACUCCUGCACUGACAGCUCCAUGCAGUUCGGAACAAGAGCGGCAACGACCGAAUCUAGUUUCAUGGGGACAUGGCAGAACACUGACACUAACCUUCUAUUCAGAAUGUCCCAACAGGCCAUCCGCUGUACACUGGUAAAUUGCACAUGUGAAUGUUUUCAGCCAGGGAAGAUUAACCUGAGAACCUGUGAUCAGUGUAAACAUGGCUGGGUGGCCCAUGCUUUGGACAAGCUUAGCACUCAGCAUCUGUACCAUCCAACCCAGGUGGAGAUUGUGCAGUCCAACGUAGUGUUUGACAUCAGCAGCUUGAUGCUGUACGGUACCCAGGCCGUACCUGUGAGACUGAAGAUACUGCUUGAUCGACUCUUCAGUGUUCUGAAGCAAGAAGAGGUGCUGCACAUCUUGCAUGGCUUAGGCUGGACACUUCGUGACUACGUUAGGGGUUACAUCCUUCAGGAUGCUGCAGGCAAGGUGCUGGACCGCUGGGCCAUCAUGUCCAGGGAAGAAGAAAUUAUUACCCUUCAGCAGUUUCUGAGAUUUGGGGAAACCAAAUCCAUCGUGGAGCUGAUGGCAAUUCAAGAAAAAGAAGGGCAGGCCGUGGCUGUGCCAUCUUCAAAGACAGACUCAGAUAUAAGGACUUUUAUUGAAAGCAAUAAUCGCACCAGGAGCCCGAGUCUCCUUGCUCACCUGGAGAACAGCAACCCUUCCAGCAUUCAUCAUUUUGAAAACAUCCCUAACAGCCUUGCAUUCCUCCUACCGUUCCAGUACAUAAAUCCAGUAUCUGCUCCGCUGCUGGGUUUACCUCCAAAUGGUCUCCUGCUGGAACAGCCAGCAAUGAGGCUGCGUGAACCUAGCCUUACAACCCAAAAUGAAUAUAAUGAAAGCAGUGAAUCUGAAGUUUCUCCCACGCCAUUCAAGAAUGAGCAGGCAUCCAGCAGGAAUGCUCUGACCAGCAUCACAAAUGUUGAACCCAAAACUGAGCCAGCUUGUGCAUCUCCUGUUCAGACAUCUACACCUGUCAAUGAUUUGACCAAAACGGAGCACGCAAAAAGCUCAUUCAGGAUCCACAGAAUGAGGAGAAUGGGGUCAGCAUCAAGAAAAGGGAGAGUGUUCUGCAAUGCAUGUGGUAAAACUUUCUAUGACAAAGGUACUCUCAAAAUUCACUACAAUGCAGUCCAUCUUAAAAUCAAGCACCGGUGCACUAUUGAAGGCUGCAACAUGGUCUUUAGUUCUCUUAGAAGUCGCAAUCGUCACAGCGCUAACCCAAACCCACGUCUUCACAUGCCUAUGCUAAGGAACAACCGAGACAAAGAUCUAAUCCGUGCUACAUCAGGAGCUGCCACCCCCGUUAUAGCAAGUACAAAAUCCAGCCUAACUUUAACAAGCCCUGGUCGUCCUCCAAUGGGCUUUACCACUCCCCCUCUAGACCCUGUACUACAGAACCCUCUUCCUAGCCAGUUGGUGUUUCCAGCUUUAAAGACUGUCCAGCCUGUUCCCCCUUUUUACAGAAAUCUACUUACUCCUGGAGAGAUGGUGAGCCCUCCGACCUCACUACCUACCAGUCCUAUAAUACCAGCCACAAGUGCAUUGGACCAACAUCCCCCUCCAGAGCCGUCAACACCUACAGUGGUCAUGCCCACCCCUGAGCUUAAUGCUGACCUUGCCCCCAAGAAGAAACCAAGGAAGUCAAGCAUGCCGGUUAAAAUAGAAAAGGAAGUUAUUGACACAGCUGAUGAGUUUGAUGAAGAUGAAGAGACUAAUGACAACAGCACAAUGGCUAAUGAUAUUGGUCAUGACAAUCAUUGCCAUUCUCAGGAGGAAAUGAGCCCAGGUUUGUCUGUGAAAGAUUUUUCUAAAAGUGAUAGAAGCAGGUGCAUUUCCAGGACAGAGAUAAGAAGGGCAGACAGCAUGACAUCAGAAGACCAGGAGCAUGAAAGAGACUAUGAAAAUGAGUCAGAAUCUUCAGAGCCAAAAUUGUGUGAGGAAUCCAUGGAAGGUGAUGAAAUGCAUGAAAGAUCUAUGAUAAACAGGCCAGAUGAAAAUCACAAUGAAUCUUCUAACCAGGAUGUAAUUAAGGUGAAGGAAGAGUUUACAGACCCUACAUAUGAUAUGUUUUACAUGAGCCAAUAUGGACUGUAUAAUGGAGGCAGCGCAAGUAUGGCUGCUCUUCAUGAAAGUUUCACUUCAACAUUCAGCUACAACAGCCCUCAGAAGUUCUCCCCAGAAGGUGAGCUGUGCUCAAGCCCUGAUCCCAAGAUCUGCUAUGUGUGCAAGAAGAGUUUCAAGAGUUCCUACAGUGUGAAGCUGCACUACAGGAAUGUUCAUUUAAAAGAGAUGCAUGUCUGCACAGUGGCUGGCUGUAAUGCUGCCUUUCCAUCACGGAGAAGCAGAGACAGACACAGUGCUAACAUAAACCUGCACCGUAAACUGUUGACCAAAGAACUGGAUGACAUGGGACUGGACACUUCUCAGCCCUCUCUUAGUAAGGACCUCCGUGAUGAAUUUUUGGUGAAGAUAUAUGGUGCCCAGCAUCAGAUGGGUCUUGACAUAAGGGAAGACACAUCCUCGCCAGCUGGUACUGAGGAUUCCCACAUGAAUGGGUAUGGAAGGGGCAUGUCUGAAGACUAUAUGGUCCUAGACCUGAGCACCACUUCCAGCAUCCAGUCUAGCAGCAGUAUCCAUUCCUCAAGAGAAUCUGAUGCAGGAAGCGACGAGGGGAUUCUCCUAGAUGAUGUUGAUGGAGCAAGUGACAGUGGGGAAUCUGCCCACAAAGCGGACAACCCUACCUUAGCUGUAGGUAUGGGUGCUGAUGUUCCAGGAUCCCUCAUGUUCAACAGCGUUUCAGUGAGCAACGGUGGGAUAAUGUGUAACAUUUGCCACAAAAUGUACAGCAACAAAGGGACUCUUAGGGUGCACUAUAAAACAGUGCACUUACGAGAAAUGCACAAGUGCAAAGUCCCUGGGUGCAACAUGAUGUUCUCCUCUGUCCGCAGCCGAAAUCGGCACAGUCAGAACCCUAAUCUGCAUAAAAACAUUCCGUUUGCUUCAGUAGAUUAGUUCCAACGUGGACACGGCAAAUGCCAGCUCUCACGGAGGGCCAAUCACAUUUGAACUGCCAUAUACAGUCUAUAUAUAUAUAUAUAUAUAUAUAUAUAUAUAUAGACUGUAUAUGGCAGUUCAAAUGUGAUUGGCCCUCCGUGAGAGCUGGCAUUUGCCGUGUCCACGUUGGAACUAAUCUACUGAAGCAAACGGAAUGUUUUUAUGCAGAUUAGGGUUCUGACUGUGCCGAUUUCGGCUGCGGACAGAGGAGAACAUCAUGUUGCACCCAGGGACUUUGCACUUGUGCAUUUCUCGUAAGUGCACUGUUUUAUAGUGCACCCUAAGAGUCCCUUUGUUGCUGUACAUUUUGUGGCAAAUGUUACACAUUAUCCCACCGUUGCUCAC